UCUGUGCUAAACUAUCACGCGUGCACACGACGACAGGCAAGUGACAGGUAGUCGUCGGUCGUUGGUCUACGCGAGCGAAUGGAACGCUUUGCGGCUUACAUCAAACGUUUUCGCUCUUUAGCCUGAGAAAGUUAACGAUCGACCUUCGCCCAUCGGUCUCUCUUUCUCGAGACGGUCGAGAGCAUGGUGCAACAGUGAUUAGUCCGUCGUAUAUCAUCGUCGGUGGCCAACAGCAGUUGCAAAGGGAAGAGCGCGGGGUCCAGUGGUGGGUAAUCUGGUCUCGCAGUCGCAGGCCGCCGCGAGAUGCUGAGAGCCUCAGCCGUCCAGUCCAGCCAAUCACGUAGGGUGCUGCGAUCUGUGCCGAGGGCCGUCGCGGCCUGCUAAGAUGACCGCGCGUUUACACUCGCUGAGGCACCAGGAGAAGAAAUCAGCCGGCAGCAGCCACAGGCAGCACCACCAGCAUCAACAGGCCGUGCAUCAGGGUCCGAGCCCGGCACCGAGCCCCAGCCCCAGCCUCAGCCCGAGCCCGAAACAUUCGGACGGUCGAAGAGCUAACAAACCACUAAUGGAAAAACGACGACGAGCAAGGAUCAACCAGUCCUUGGCGGCGCUGAAGGCGCUCAUCCUUGACAGCGCCCGCCUGGAGAACACCAAGCACAGCAAGCUUGAGAAAGCCGAUAUCUUGGAGCUUACGGUCAGGCAUCUGCAGCGGCAGAGAUCGCUCGCUCAGCCCGGCCUGUCCAGGUACAAGGCGGGAUACCAGGAUUGCUCCAGAGAGGUGAGCCGCUAUCUCGAUGCACCAGACAUCAUCACGGGCAACACCACGCCAAUGGAUCCGGCGGUAAAGCAGCGGCUGCUUCGCCAUCUCGAUAGCUGCGUGUCAGAGCUUGAUCUGGACCUGGGCUCGCGACCGGACAGUGGCCUGGGCAGCAGCCCGGGUAGCGUGACGGAUCGUGUGGCGGGGACGACGAGCCCGGGCCCGUUGGAUCACCACGUGCCGGUUGGACCGCAUUGCAGCGCCGCGCUCACGCCGGCGGGUCUGAUCAAGUCCGAGAUCCCAGAAAUGGUGGAGGCGGCACGACCCGAUAGCAGCACCACCGCUGGCGAUGAGAACAAUAACAGCAGCCGACCGACCUCCGCCUUCAGCCAGGUGAAUCCGGCAACGUUGGACCCGCAUCAUCCACAUCAUCCGUCGGGCUUACCGGUCGAUCAAGCCUCCACGUCGCAACAGAACCCCAACAUGCUCUCGGUGGUACAAGUAAUACCCUCCCGAUUGCCGGACGGCCAGGUGGUCUUUCUACUGCCGAGCCACUACGUGCAAUUGGCAGCGGCGAACAUGUCGCUGCUCAAAGCCACCGACAAGCUGGCGAAGCGACCGCAUGAGGAGAUCGGCCAGGAAUGGCAGGAUCCUACCGGCCUCAAGCCUAGCAAGAGCCCGCGAAUGGAACAGCCAGAGCAGCCACUCGACUUCACCACCACGUCCAAGAAGAUAAAGACCGCUGGUUCGAGAAACUCGGCGCAUUCCGGCGUGGUCGAUCAUCAUCAUCAUCUGCGGCAGCAGCAGCAGCAACAGCAGCAAGCCCGUCUACCGACCGAGACCGGCGGUCCCAUCAUCCACGAGGACAGACCGUCUAGUCAUGCGGAUAGCGAGGUCGCCGUCGGCAUGCCCUCUCCGUCACCAGUCGGCCAGCAACCAGUCAAGGAUGAGGAGGGUAUGUGGAGACCGUGGUAAAGAUCCAAAGGCUCUUUAUCUUUGUAAAUAAAAGUGUAUCUCGUGAAGCGUGCGUGCGAAACCGGAAGUCGUGCCGGUGCGCAGCUGCGAUCGUCGUCUACUGCGGAAAUCUUCCUUAUGAUGGCUACGAUCGGAUCGUGUAUAUUCGAUACGUAUCUGGAUUAUCGGUCUCGGUAAAGCGAAAUUAACGGUUAUUAUUGAGAAUAAUUUUGGAGACGUAAAACUGUCGUAGAUUUUAGAUUAUUUUUAAGGUAGUGCGUCAUUGAAAUUUUUUAAGUCUGGAUACGACUCAAUCUU
Messenger RNA from Acromyrmex echinatior (Panamanian leafcutter ant), 2029 nucleotides. It is a transcript of the gene Sidpn, whose product is annotated as bHLH protein similar to Deadpan. Gene Ontology annotation, molecular function: DNA binding; protein dimerization activity. Gene Ontology annotation, biological process: regulation of DNA-templated transcription. Lineage: Eukaryota; Metazoa; Arthropoda; Insecta; Hymenoptera; Formicidae. The record is from RefSeq and is a predicted model, not a curated record.